UCUUCACUGUGGAUAUCCAGCCGAGUCCUGCAGCGAUGAACAGCGGGGUCUGUGUGUGUGUACUGCUGGCCGCCCUCUCUGGCAGCUGCCUGGGACACCCUCCCGCACACUCGCAGGGCGGGGUCCUUCCCGCCUCACCGCAGGUGGACUCCCCGCUGCUAGGGCUCGCCCAGCAUGACCGGCACGCCCGCUCCACGCCCCUGCGAGACACGCUGAAGGCCAUGCAGCAGGGCCGGGGGCCUGCCGAGGAGGAGGAGGAGGAGGAGAACCUGAGGGCCACCCUGAGUGAGCUCCUGGCCCGGUUGCUGUCCAGGAAAGGACUGUCCCGCAGGAACUCCACAAUGAACAGCAGAUCCAGCGGGCUGAGUGGCAGCCAUAGGAUACAAGACAGAGAUUACCUGGGCUGGAUGGACUUCGGCCGCCGCAGCGCUGAGGAGUACGAGUACACCUCAUAAGGCACCCCUGGCCAUGUCCUGUACAGAAAAAUAGAAACAAAUUACAUUUCAUUGUCUUUGCACUUUGUGUUCCCAAAAUAUAUUUAUUAUCUAUUCAGUGUAAAAUUUAUUUGUAAAACUAAUAUUGCAAUAUACAAACAACCGAUUUUGCUGAAACAAAGAUGAUACAUUUUCUUUAGGUUUUUGUUCCAUAUUGUUGAUUGUAUACAGUCAAUUUAGACUCAGUGUGCAGUCACUGCAGCGGUGUUAAAUUUUUGGGAAUAAAUCAAGCUAGCAUAUCACUUUACCAUAACAUACUGUGGGAUUUACAGGCACAACGUGUUUUUAGGAAGGCAUUUGUCAGUGUCCAGAACUGUUCGAUAGUCCAUGGCGCCUACAGAAGAAUUUGAAGCAGUCCACUGUGGGAAGAAAGCUAACCACACUUGCCACAUUUAGCUUGCAGAAUGCCAGUAAGUCUUGAAAAUGCUAAGAACUAAUGGACUCCUUCCUACUGUGCAGUUUAACAGCCUGGCAACGCAGAAAUCACAUUUUAAAUGGCUCGUUUCACGUACAUCACUCUUGGGCAGGCCCUCCCCAGUAAUAUCUCUCACAGUUUGUGCGAAAGACCCCAAAUCUCAUUAUUUAAACAUGACCUGGGAGGAACAUUAGCGCUUCGAAAGGGAUGCUCGGUGGAGUUUGCAAAAGCACAAGACAAAUGACAGAGAGUGAAAUGGAUGUUUAGGACGAAUGUAAUGGGUCUCGAAUAGCUGCUCGGCCCCACAAAUCACGGUCAACAAUCGGGCUGCGCAGGUGAUCCCCACAGAGCAGACUUCAUCCUGCACGCCAGGUGUUUGCCUUUGACAGGCAGCUGAGAAAAUGCUGAUGGUCAGACAAUAAAAAAUAUGCAGGUCGGUUAAAAAAUUGGGCAAGAUGAACAGGGCCAGCAUCUUGGGCGAUUACAUGUGCCUCUCCAAUUCGAAUGGUGCUUAUGCAUCAAAAUCAAAGCAGCGAUAAAAAGCCUAGUAAGAGAAACUGGUGCAGACCUCAGCGCUUAUCUGCAGCAAAGUUCAACUGAACGAUUGUUGCCUGAAAGGGCAACGUAAUUGGGUUCCUCUGUUGGAUUCGUACAUGCACUGUUCAUUAUGUAUCCCUAUGUAAGCAAAGCGCAAAUAACCCAUUAAAUCUGGACAAUGUGACACAGGAAGGUCUUUUGUCAGCAAACGGGCCAAGUAUGAAGAGAUAUAAUUCAAUACAUGAGCAAUAGCCUGAGAUCUUUAAAGGAUGUUGCAGUUUAAUAAUGAAAAGGCUCAGUGGAAAAAAAAUUGUUUACAAGGACAAAUACACAUGUGGAUGCUCGAGAUGUACAAGGCGCUACUGGACUAUGGCGUCAUACUUUAUGUGGUGUUUUCGUACAUUUUGUGUGAAUGUAGUUUCAAAACUUGAACGUAACCAGCUUCAGGAUGGAGCCUUUUUAGAUAGGAUAGAGCUAUUGAUUUCUUUUGUAAUUCUGGGCAAUGUGUAGGCAGCAGGUCAAAGGUCGUACGUCAUAUGUAAUAUAAUAUUACUAUGUGGUUUCACAUCUAAUAAAGUAUUUGGCAAAGAACAGCUCGGCGAGAAAUCAAACCUAUGAGAGCCACUACAUGCUUUUUAUAUCAUUUGUGA
Molecule: messenger RNA, 2096 nt
Organism: Scleropages formosus (Asian bonytongue)
Lineage: Eukaryota; Metazoa; Chordata; Actinopteri; Osteoglossiformes; Osteoglossidae
Gene: ccka
Product: cholecystokinin a
Exons: 3
Coding region: 36-455 (139 amino acids)
Biological process (GO): digestion
Cellular component (GO): axon; extracellular region
Molecular function (GO): neuropeptide hormone activity
Source: RefSeq, a predicted model, not a curated record